AUGCACUUGAAUGAAAAUGUCAAACGUGGGCAAGAUUCUUCAAAGGGGCAGUCUUUAUUCAAAGUUCCAACCCAAAGUACAACAAAAGGAAAGCAAACAGCAAAGCCAACACUUGAGGCUGACCAGGACAGAAAGCCAACGCACUGGCCUUCAGGAUCUGUGAACUCUUCGCGUAUCCUGAGCACAUCACAUGCAGGAAUGACCUGGCUCCCAGUCGUCCCGAGCACCAGCUAA
This is a messenger RNA of Knipowitschia caucasica, 234 nucleotides long. The record is from the annotation of a GenBank genome assembly. NCBI's taxonomy places the organism in Eukaryota, Metazoa, Chordata, Actinopteri, Gobiiformes, Gobiidae.